GUCCACUUGUCGCACUUGAGGGGCCUUUAUGACUCACAGACAUUGCUUCAGCGAUAUUGUACUAGGCUUGCUUCACAAAUGCCGAUCGGGCGAGCAGCAUUCAAUCGAGAGCGGAAUGUCUUACCUCACCAGUGCGACCAUGAAGAUAGCAUUGCAUAUACGGGACCUGUAACACGGCUGUCUCGGGCGAGUGCCUGCCGCACAUGUUGGACCCUGUUUGCCAACUCCGGUCGGAAUAUAGUCCUCCGUCAGGCAUCAGACUACAAAAGCAGAGUCAAAAAGAGUUGGACUCUGCACGAAUCAUUCCCUAUCCUUUGAGAUGUCUUCUACGACACCGCACGACAUAAGCAACUCCCGUGUCUGGUUUAUUACAGGUAGCAACCAAGGGCUUGGGAGGGCCCUUCUAGAGGCCGUUCUCGCCUCCGGGGAGCGUGCAGUCGCAACUACGCGCAGACCAGAAACGCUCUCUGAACUGUCACAGCGGUAUCCUCUCUCACAACUACUUGUAGUUCCUCUUGACGUCACAGAUGAAGAGCAGAUCAAGGCUGCAUUCAAGGCUACGAAGGACCAGUUCCGGCGCCUGGACGUUGUAGUCAACAAUGCCGGAUAUGGGAUCCAGAGCGAGAUCGAAGGGACUCCAGAGCGCGACGCCAGGAGGAUUGUUGAAACCCUCUUUUGGGGAGCGGUACACGUCACGAAGGAGGCCAUUCCACUUUUGCGCGAUAUGAACCCGCCAGGUCAUGGAGGCCGCAUCCUCAAUAUUAGCUCAGUCGGUGGAUACAUCGGAAACGCCACGCGGGCCUUCUACAACGCCGGAAAAUUCGCACUCGAAGGGUUUACCGAAGCAUUCACCAAGGAGAUGCCGCCAGAGUGGAACAUCCGCGGCAUCAUCAUCCAGCCCGGCGGUUUUCGCACAGUAUGGGGCGGCACCUCCAUGCUAACGCUGCCCAUGCCCCCCCAGUACGACCGGCCGGAUUCCCCGUCCGUCAAGUUCCGCGCUUUGACGCAGAACGCUGCACCAUUCAUCGGCGACCCGCACAAAGCUGCGCUGGCAAUCAUGACGAUCGCGUCCCUGCCGGAUCCGCCGUUGAGGAUCCAGCUGGGCACUGAUGCGGCGCUGUCGGUCAGGAACAAGGCAAUGAGGACGAUCAGUGACACGGAUAACUACGAGGAGUUGUCGCAUUCGACGAAUGCUGACGACGUGGACCGGGAAAAGGUGAUGGAGAGGCUGAGGGGAGCUACUCGCGCAGACAACUAUUAG
Messenger RNA from Dichomitus squalens LYAD-421 SS1, 1261 nucleotides. RefSeq names its product NAD(P)-binding protein. Bases 320 to 1261 code for a protein of 313 amino acids. The record is from RefSeq and is a predicted model, not a curated record. Lineage: Eukaryota; Fungi; Basidiomycota; Agaricomycetes; Polyporales; Polyporaceae. The transcript has 4 exons.